Rhinichthys klamathensis goyatoka is the source of this 1987-nucleotide messenger RNA. It is a transcript of the gene rskrb, whose product is annotated as ribosomal protein S6 kinase related b. Gene Ontology annotation, biological process: protein phosphorylation. The coding region runs from base 345 to 1682 and encodes 445 amino acids. Gene Ontology annotation, molecular function: ATP binding; protein serine/threonine kinase activity. Lineage: Eukaryota; Metazoa; Chordata; Actinopteri; Cypriniformes; Leuciscidae. The record is from RefSeq and is a predicted model, not a curated record. The transcript has 12 exons.
CUAUUUUGAGAGGGCGCUCGAGUGGGCGUGGCCUAAAAACGCAGCAAAACAUAUGAUUGGGUGACAGCAACGUGGGAGGAUGCGCAGUGUUCGUCGACUCUAUCGGAGAUUAUCUUGUUAUUGUCGCCAUAUCUGUCAGACCGAUAACGCUUUGAUGGAAAAUGAGUUCGACUUCAUAGUUCAGUGUAAGACAUGUAAAAGCCAUUGCCCUGUCCAUUCUUGAGCGAUUAGAACAGUAAUGCACAUAGGUAUGUAGUGCUGUCACUCACUGUCACUGAAACUACAGGCGAUAACAUGGAUGAACACUAGAUUCAACUAAUGUUUCACGCAGAGCGACUAAUGUGAUGGGUGCCGAUACUAGCAAAAACUGCAAGCAGUACACAGGGUCGGAGGAGCAAUCACAAAUAUCCAGAUGGAGGGGAUUUCUCUCUGCUGUGGGUAUUUCUCUCCCAGCUGGUCUCUGCAGAAUCAACCCAUUACGAAUCGGAUCACAUAGAAUGAUUUGUGACAAGGAGCCAUCCAUUCCUGAGCACCUGGUCUCCUCAUUGCCGGGCCCUGAGAAACUCCGAAUGGAAUGGAGUUUGCCAAGCUUUAUCAACAUGUUUCUGCCUGAAUUCCCCCACCGCAAUGUCCCAGGACAUGAACAUUUUCAGGUGCUGGGUUACAUAGCGAAAGGAUCUUUCGGUCCCAUUUUAAAGGUCAAGGAUAAGUCGAAGCAAAAGACCUACGCAGUUAAGGUUAUUCCAAAAUCUGAGAUUUUGCGUUUGGGAGUUUUGGAGCAGUCAAAGGAGGAAGUAAUAGUCCAGCGUCAGGUCCGCCACCCUUUUGUCCACGACCUGCAGGACUGCUGGCAGACCCAGCGACACAUCUACAUUAUGUGUGAUUACUGCAGCACAGGAGACUUGUACACAUACUGGGUGAUGAUUGGUCAGUUCAGAGAGGAUGUGGUAAAAGUGUUUGCUGCUGAAUUGGGUUCUGCUUUAGGGUUCCUUCAUGACUGUGCAAUCAUCCACCGUGAUGUGAAGAUGGAAAAUGUCCUUCUGACAGAUCAGGGCCACCUACGACUGGCUGACUUUGGUUUGUCCCGGCGUCUUGAGCGGGGAGGGAGGGCAUUCACUAUUUGCGGAACAAUUCAAUACAUGGCUCCUGAAGUCCUUAGCGGUGGUCCCUACAACCACACUGCCGAUUGGUGGUCUCUCGGCAUCCUCCUCUUCGCACUGGCCACUGGAAAGUUUCCAGUGUCCCCAGAACCGGAUCACUGUUGCAUGUUGAGGAGGGUACGCAGCUUCCCUUAUGAGAUGCCAAAAAACUUCUCUCCUCCUUUUGCUCUGCUGCUUACAGAGCUUCUUUGUAAGACUCCAGUACGUCGCCUUCGGACACUGGAACGUUUCAGGCGCCAAACCUUUUUCCACGGCACGCCAUUUGAUUCCCAUCUGCUCCAAAAGACCCCCAUGGAGCUGAUCGUGGAGCUGAAGAACCGGCCUGACCGGCCUGCCAAAUCCCGUCGAGGCCUGACCCUGGAGCCCUUCGCAAACUUUGACUGCGACUUUCUCUUAACCUCACCCUGCACACCCACAGUCCCAGACCUUUCCCCAACUCUGGCCAACAUGGAGCGGGUAGAAGCGCUCAUGCAAAUCCAUGUACCUCAGGACGAUGCUUCCCAAAGAGAAGUGUUUGUUUAACUCUUUUUUUUUUUAAAUCACACACUUUAGAGUGUGUUCACACUUGCCAGGUUUGGUUUGAAUAAAAUGAACUCGGGUGCGAUUGCUCUGUUAGUGCGGUUCAUUUGCAUAAGUGUGAACGCUGCCAUCCGAACCCUGGUGCGCACCAAAAAAAGCAGAAUCAGACCCCUGAAAAGAUGGGUCUCGAUCCACUUCCAAACAUAAUAUGAAUGCAACAUGGACCAAAGACAUGUAAAUGAACCAAAAACGGGACAUGAUGUCACAAGAUGCAACCCUAAAAAGAGGUAUUGUUUUGGAUGGUCAGU